Molecule: messenger RNA, 1266 nt
Organism: Trichomycterus rosablanca
Lineage: Eukaryota; Metazoa; Chordata; Actinopteri; Siluriformes; Trichomycteridae
Gene: pebp1
Product: phosphatidylethanolamine binding protein 1
Exons: 4
Coding region: 112-675 (187 amino acids)
Biological process (GO): negative regulation of MAPK cascade
Source: RefSeq, a predicted model, not a curated record
ACCAGAGCAAGUGCGACAUUAGGACAGAGAGGAGAGACGGAGAUUUGGUGUUGUGCUGCACGACUGUACCUGUGUUUGAUCAUUUCUGCAGAAAUCGUUCACAAAAUCAUCAUGCCGGUGGAUCUUGGUCAGUGGACGGGAGAUCUGGCGCUUACUGAGGUGGAUGAAAAGCCGGGCAGAGCUCUGACAGUGAAAUACGGCUCACUGGAGAUCGACCAGCUGGGCAAAGUUCUCACCCCCACCCAGGUGCAGAAUCGGCCCACGCUGAUCGAUUGGGAGGGCUGCGACUCCGGCAAGCUGUACACCUUAGCCAUGACUGAUCCGGACGCCCCCAGCAGGAAGGACCCCAAAUUCCGGGAGUGGCACCACUUUCUGGUGGUGAAUAUGAAAGGAAACGACGUCUCCAGCGGCUGCGUGAUGUCCGACUACGUGGGUUCUGGUCCGCCCAAAGGAACCGGUCUGCAUCGUUACGUCUGGCUGGUGUACGAGCAGCCCGGCGCUCUGAGCUGCACCGAGCCCGUCCUCACCAACCGCUCCGGGGACAACCGGGGCAAAUUCAAGAUCCAAAACUUCCGCAAGAAGUACGGCCUGGGCGCCCCGCUGGCCGGGACCUGCUACCAGGCCGAGUGGGACGACUACGUACCCAAACUGUACGAGCGGCUCGCCGGGAAAUAGAGCCGUUAUGACUGACGUUAGGGGUGUCGGGGGUGGGCGGUACGACUCGAUUUAUCCUCUCAUUUAUUAUUUUGGGUUGGGUGGGUUCUAUGGUGAUGAACUGUAGUGGUCGGCAGUUCUACGGUACUGGAAGUUAUUUACUAACACAGAGGAACACGCUAUACUUUCUGUAUUCCUCCACUAGACAUAAGUCAAUCUGAUUAGUUCUGAUGCGCGUGUUUGACCUCAGAACCGGAACAGGCCUGUAGCAUUGCUGAACCUCAGAACCCCAAAACCAGGUCUCCUGGUUUUGGGGUUCUGAGGUUCAGCAAUGCUACAGGCCUGGUCCGGUUCUGAGGUCAAACGCGCAGAUAAACGUUCUCGGUCGUAUCGUCCACCCUCACAGGACAUCAAGACAUAUCUUAAAGUUACAAUUAAAGUAAUUAAUCAAUAUUAAUCUCCGAGCUUCACCAAGACCUGCCUUCUUCUUACCAACGUCCAGCACUUAAGAGAUAAAAAUGUGUUUGUUUUUCGUUCCUAUGGAUGUAAAUUUGAUUUCAUGCACUGUGGGAAAUGUAGUCCCUGCUGAAUAAACCCAGACGUGGUACGUGC